GAGAAAAAAGAAGAAGGGGCGGGGGAGGAGGAAAAGAAAAUCUCCAGGAAGGUGGAAUUUCCUUAUUCGAGUUGAAAAUACGGAAGUGGAAGAAACGCUGAGAUUAGAGAGGAAAAAGAAGGAUGACGUGGUCGUCGCGGAUUGUUUGAUCGUCAGAUCGUGCUUAAGACGGAAGCCCGCGAGCGACGCUUCCUCCUUGUCAGGAGCCGUGACCUUGGGAGCAAAAUGGUCACGAGACCGCUCCUGAUACUCUCGUUGCUCCUCCUCGGUGCCUUCGACGCGCCUGGCAUCGAGAGAGCUCGCGUCAGAUAUUUCGCAAUGGCCGGUACUGCCUGCAACGCUUGUAGGAUGCACGAAGAGAUCAGGGCUCUCAGUCUCGAAGCUAUCAAAGAGCAGAUACUUAAUAAGCUCGGAUUGAAGCAGGCGCCUAAUAUGACUGGUAGAGCCUUCCCAAGAAUCCCGCCUAUUUCAAAACUUAUGGACAUGUACGGAAUGCAGGCCGAUCAACCUCAAUCAGUAGAACCCGGUAUCACUUAUCACGAAGAAAUUGACGAGUACGCCGCUAAGACCGAGAGCAUCUUUGCCUUGGCACAACCACAUCAAAGGCUAAGGCAUUCAAAAGGUCUAGACGUGUUAUACUUCAAGUUCUCCGACAAGGUGAUUCAACAUCGAGUGACGAGAGCAGAAUUAUCUCUUUGGGUUUGGGGUACCAAUCAAGAUAGUGACGAGCCGAGCGAUUCGGUUAAACUGGAUAAUGUAGAAACUCAUAACGAAUGUCCUAUGACAAUCACACUUCAAAGGAUUCUUCGUGGUAACACAGAGUCAGGUGGUCCAGUAUUGGGACCACCGUUUACAACAUUACAUUCUCGACCGAUUGGUCGCAGAGGUGCUUGGGUGACGAUUGAAUUAAGAAGAAUGGUGGCUGAAUGGUUCAAGCAUCCGAGAGAUAACUUCGGUCUCGCUUUAAAGAUCACGGGUCCUAGUGGAAAUCACCGUAGGAGUUCAAGACUCGUCGAGACGAAUCCUGGUGCUGAGUUUGCCCCCUAUCUCGAAGUGCAGACACAAGAAUUAGACACGAGAAGAGGUGGUAGGAUUAAGAGAAAUGUAGGUCUUAAUUGUGACGAGGCCAGCCAAGAAACGAGGUGCUGUCGGUACAAGCUCACAGUGGAUUUUGAAAAGUUUGGCUGGGAUUGGAUAAUCGCGCCAAAGAAAUACGACGCGAAUUACUGUUCGGGUGAUUGUCCAAUGGCAUUUCUACCAGCUUAUCCGAACACUCAUAUAGUUAGCUUGGCGGAACCACCAAAUAACACGGGACCAUGUUGUGCUCCGAGGAAGCUUUCGGAGAUCACGAUGUUGUACUUUGACAACGAAUAUCAGAUUGUUUUCUCGCGAUUACCAGGCAUGGUCGUUGAAAGAUGCGGAUGCUCAUAGUCCAAUUACUAGAGGACAUAGAUAUGCGUCGUCGGUUCGUCUUUGGUGAAUCCUCGAUGAAAAUAAUAAACACAGAAAAAAUAAAAAUAAAAAAAUCGUUCAUCUGAUAGACUGAAAGUGCCUUGUUCGGAAUUGUUAGGUGCCGCGUGCUUGAACGUUUGAACGAAUAAAAUGGCGACCAAGAGAGAGAGGAAUGGGAAAAAUAACGAUAAAAGGAAUGUAAGAACUUGAGAAUAGAAUUAAAAGAUGAUGUUGGAAAAAGAGAAAAGUUCGAGCAGGCACUUCGAUGGUGAUUCACGGCAAGGCGAAUAGUUCCUAGAGUCACGGUAUUAUUUUUAAGGCGUCAAUGCGUUUGCUCCUGAUUCAAGAGAACGACUCUUUAUAAAGCGUUUUGGUUUUUUUCCCCCUCACGUAUGUCCUAUAUAAUCCAUCUAUCACACAUUUUUAGUUGGAUUUCUCCUUUCCUUCGUUUCGGACGUAAAGAUGUUAACGAUGAAGUUCGAACACAUACAGAUCCCGUCCUUUUUUUUUCAAUUAUUCAAAUUUCUUUCUUUCUCUCUCUCUCUCUUGUCAAUUGUGCUGUUAGCAAUUAGCAAUACUAUAAUGUUCGUUACUGUAACGAAAAUCAUAAGAUCGUUUGUUUUAAAUUUAUGAUAAUAGUUAUUGUUGAUUGAUGAAGACGUACUGACCAGAAAAGAUCUCGGUGUACAGUGAAAUAACUUUGAUCUUUUAUUAAUCUUCGAUCUUUUAUUAAUCUUUUUCCUAUCCGUUCGUAUUUGUUUUCCUUUUCUUUCCUUUUAUUUUAUUUUUUUUUUCUAUUUUUAAAUCGAUAGUACGAAUGAUUGUGAGAUAAUGCGUAUGAAUCGUGAAUGUGUACAUAAAGUAAUCCAAGCAAGUGUGGCAUAACUUUUAUCAAAUUUCUCGAUUCAAAUCGAGGAAUUCUUGUAGAAGCGAAUUAAUUAACGAAACUCCGUCAUUUUUCUAACUUGAAUAUCUAAUAGAGUAAGUUGUAGAUAAAAAGUGUAACUGACCCAGGCAUUCGUCUCUUAUUAAACUGUACCGUACAAUAACGAAGGCUUCCUUCCUACGCCAUUUUAUCAUAAUUCGCGAAUACGAUUUAACGAAAAAUAAUCGUUAAAAUUUUUGAUACACAUGAAUUUCAUUCUACCUUUCCUUGUUCCUUUCUCUCUCCCUUUCUCUUUCUUCUCCUCGUUCCUCUUUUUUUACUCUCUACAGCUUUGAAUUUUCCAAGUUAUGUGCACCGUAGUGAACUUUUGUAUAAUAGAAUAGGUAAUUACUCUUGUGCACCGCCUCAAAAUUUACAACGAAUUAUGCGAUAAAAGUGUAUAAAAAUAUAUUAGAUGUACAAAUGAAUGAAUCCAUAUAUUUUAUCAAUAAUUAAAAAAUUUGAUAUUAUCUUUAUUACUUUCUUUUUUACGAAUUCGAGUCACUUUUCUACAAAAAUCUUCUUACACAUAGCCAUAUCUUUUAUCGCCUCUCUGGAGUCAAUAGCACACCAUGUGUACUAAUUUUAUCCAUGGUUGCGUGACUUUAGUGAUCCUACGGAAACUAGAAAAUUAAUGUUUAGGUUAAUUGAUUUUUUCAUUCUUUAUUAUGUUUUAUCUUUAUCUUUAAUACGUUUUAUUGACAUAUUGUUGUUACAAAUAACAAUUGAUUUAAAGCAACUGAAUAUAAUCUUAAAUUAUAUUGAAUUAAGUAGAGUAGAACAUGGCGACUGAUACAAUACACACUUUAUAACAUGUGUCUUUCUCUACUUAAUAUGCGACAUAGACAUUUUUUUGUUUAUAAAAUAAAAUUUAUAAAAAAAUAUAUUUUUUAUAGAAGUUUUUCUUGUGAGAAACAAGCAAACUAAAAAUGGAUAUUGAAUUCAUUCAUUCAAUUCAAUCCAUUCGAAAAAAUGAAAGUCCAAAAAAUUCUACAAAAAUUCUACUGUACAAUUGGUGGAAUAUCAAAAUGUUUAUUUAGUAUUAACUGUUAAAAAUGAAUAUGGAUUACUGUAAAUGAUCAAUAAGUGUCAAGACUUAAAAAAAAAAAUGUUCAUAUACUAGCAAUGAAAAGCGUCAUAUAAAAUAAUUGCAUAACAACAUCUGGUCACACGCUACCUGUUCUUGCCACAAAAGAUAUAAUGAAUCUUACAUUAACUAGUAUAUCCUGAAGCAUACAGAAUAUUCACUAGUUAUUUUUUUCUUGAAUUACUACUUGUUCCAAUCGAUUCAACACGUUUUAUCCGAUAUGUAUUUUUAAUUUAUUGACGAGAUUCAAAAAUGGCUUUGAUUUCAUCAUAUCAAAAGAUAUCGUAUUUUUUCGAGACGGAAUUUAUCACCUGCUUCAAAGAUGGCAAAGAUAACUUUAAAGUUAUGUAGAAAGGCGACAGCGAAUACCUUGAGAGCAAAAAACUUGCUUUACUUGAUUUUAAAAUAAACCUGAAGUUUUGCUAAAAAAAAAAAAAAGAAAUUGGAUUAUUCAUUUGUACACCUAAUAUUUCAAUACUGUUUUUUAUCAAGGCUAUUCCCUUCUCCUCAAUAUCAUUUAGUAUUAAGGUCUUCCCCCUCUUUGUUCUUUGUAUUUUUUUUCUCUUUUAUCUUUGUCUCAUUUUCGCUCUUCGUUUGUUUGUCAAUGUACCUAUUAUCAAAAAUAAUGGAAUUGUGUACUCUUCAAUAUCCGAAUGAGAACGACAAAGACAACAAAAUGCAUAAUUAUAUGUAUAAUGUGUACUUCUUAGG
Polistes dominula (European paper wasp) is the source of this 4175-nucleotide messenger RNA. Its product is annotated as growth/differentiation factor 8. Gene Ontology annotation, molecular function: cytokine activity; growth factor activity. Gene Ontology annotation, cellular component: extracellular region. The record is from RefSeq and is a predicted model, not a curated record. Lineage: Eukaryota; Metazoa; Arthropoda; Insecta; Hymenoptera; Vespidae.